CGGCGGCGCGUGGGGGCGGCCGGGCGCGCGGGGCGCGCGCCGUGGGACGUCUCCUACGAGGUCGCCGCUGCCAGCGCGGAGGAGGCCGGCACGGUCGCCGCGGCCCUCACGGGCAUGCAGGCCGACCCCGCCGCCCUCGCCGGCCAGCUCGGCGCGCACUUCUCCGACGCGGGCGUCGCCUUCGACGCCGGCGCGCUCGCGGUGGGGGCGCCGAGCGUGGUGGAGCCGCAGGUUCCGACCCCUGCCCCAACCGACGCGGUGCAAGCGAUUGACGACCCGCACCUGGUGAGUCUCAGCGGCAAGAAGUUCGAGGUCAACAUGCCCGGCAGCUACGUGCUGAUCAGGGCCCCCCAGGACCAGCGGCUGCCCGCUACUCUCGAAGUGAACGCCUCACUGAGCCCCUUCGCGGGCGACCCGUGCGGCGUGUACAUUCAGAGCGUGGAGCUGAGCGGCCAGUGGCUGGGCGACCAGGUGGUUCGCGUGGUGCCGCUCCGGCGCAACGUCCAGGGCCCGAACGGCGCGGGCAACGGCACGCUCCGCCCCUUCUCCGUGCGGGUGCUAUCCCAGCGAGGCGAUUCGCACAUGGCCUCAGGUGCGUACGAGCCAUGGCGGAACUUCCGCAACAGAAGCCGCAGCCUGUCCGGGCGUGUCCGCCUCGUGCCCGAGUGGCGGCAGGUGUACGCCGACGCCGGCAGGACCCAGGAGUCGCAG
Messenger RNA from Prorocentrum cordatum, 711 nucleotides. NCBI's taxonomy places the organism in Eukaryota, Dinophyceae, Prorocentrales, Prorocentraceae. The record is from the annotation of a GenBank genome assembly.